CGCCCACCGCUCAGGCUAGAGCGCGCAGCGGAUCACCUCAGGUCUAGAUCUGCUGUGAAUGAACUGAUCUGAUCAUCUGACUGGAUUCUGUUACUCUGUAGGAAACUAAGAAAAACACGUUGACAUCUGAAUUAAUCUCUUUCAGCGCCCAUCUAGAGGCGUUUGUGACUUUUGUUUCUGUUUUUACGUCUGAAGAAGGAAAGAACGGAAGAAGGACUCGAUUAGUUUAGGUUAAAGUUAGUUUUUUCUUUUGUCAUAUGAAGGAUAUGGGCAGAUGUGGAAAUGUUGCGUUUUGCGCGAUGGUGCUCUUUUACUGUUCUUUGAUUACAGGUGAUUACCGCUGCGUGUCGUCUGCGGCUCACGUGUCCUCAUCACCUCACGCCUCUGUGAAGAGAAGAGACGGCGUGCGUGACGUCAACAUGACAUCGUCCCUGCAGCCGGAGACACCGCCUGUCAGCAAUCAGACACAGUCCUCGACCAACCACACGACCAGCACUGAGCCCACGCCUCACACAGACACGACGACAGAGAAGGUGGCGAACUCAUCCGCCCCAGCGGAGAACGUCAGUUUCUCUGGGAACAUCACUGACAGUCGAAAUGAGUCUGAUGUGUCACCUAUGAAUAAUCAGACAACAGUUACCAUGGUAAGACCUACAACACCUGCUACAGUCCUGCCAUCAACAAUCCAUGAGUCCACAAGCAUCAUCCACAUCACCACCUUCCACCCGACACCCACUGAAACCACCAGAGCUCCAGAAGCGACCCGCCCAGAAUCAACGAGCGCACAUCCCAAACAGACAUCCUCUCCGACAACGUCAUCAUUCACUGCAGCCGCCUUCCCUGCGGUCAGCACACAGAUGUCAACGAGCAGCAGUCCCGUCCAGGCCAAAGCCCACGUGGACACCCCCUCGGCACUGAACGUCGGAGACGAUGACAAUAAAGUAUCCACUGACCCGCUCCUGGCUGGACUGGUGUCGGCGUUUGUCGUCGUUGCUGCCAUUGUGUCGGUCCUCAUAUUCCUGAAAUUCAGAAACACAAAUGACGGCCCAGAGUUUCGCAGACUUCAAGAUCUCCCCAUGGACGAUAUGCUGGAGGACGCCCCUCUCUCCAUGUACAGCUACUGAAAAACGUAGAUGUUCCUCGCCCAACAUCCUCUGUUCAACACAAGACAGACAGAAUUGAAUGGCUCAUGUGCUUCAUAGAGGCACAAACACUCCUGUUGUUUCUGUCACAGGACUAAAUGUAGCGUAAUACUCCACUUUAGUUGUUAAAUUCACCGUGGCUGUCAGUGCCUGUAUUUUUGGGUUGUAUUCUUGCACUUUACGUGGGGUUUGGGAAGGGUCGUGUGCUGCGGGAAUAUUUGGGAGCUGUUUUUGGCUCUGUGUGUUCAUGUGUUUCUCUGAUAGCUGUGUCGUCUCUGCAUCUGCUUCAGUUGUGUGUGUGUGUGUGUGUGUGUGUGUGUGUUACAUUUUGUCUAAUUCUAGAAUUCUAACUUGCUGCUUUGUUGUUUUUCUGAUCAAGUUCUUGUUUUUGUUAAAGAGCAACAAUCAUGUUUACAGUAGUGCACUUAUAGUGCAAGUCUAAAGGGCACCAAAAUAAACAUUGAAAUGCAUUUUCAACAUUACAGCCACAAGACGUAAACAAUACACACGUUAACAUGAGACUAGGGUGAAUAAAUAGUGUACUAACCUUGUCUGUGUAAAGUUACACUGUUUUUCAACUCCUGUAAAGCUGCCAAACACUGUAACCUUUGCAUGACACACACAAGGAUAGACUUCAUAGUAAAUGCAUUACUGUAAACUGAUUUUUAAACAUGAACAGCAUCUGUAAUGGUUUUCCAGUGUUAAUUUCACUUUGUUCUCUGCUUCAUUCCCAAGGAUGUUUCCACUUCUGAGAAAUGCUAUUUUUGUCUGGCAUAUAAACAUUCACUUAACUUCAAGAGAAAAUUGGGAAUUAUUUUUAUCAUUUGGAUUGUCUUCAAAUAGACAAAACAACAAUGGCGAAAAUGCAAUUGGCUCUUUUAUCCGAAACACAACUUCAGUGCUUUCACAGUUACGAUAAGACAUAAUUCUGCUGCUUUUAAGAUUAUGUUUUAAGAUAAAAAUAUCUAUUUAGGUGCACUUUGACAGGCAGCCAACACUGAGCAACGCACAGUAAGACGUUCAGCCAUAGUUUUAAAGAGAUAGUUCACUCAAAAAUGACAUUUUUUGUCAUUUACUCACCCUCAAGUUGUUCCAAAUCUGUAAGAGUUUCUUUUUAUCUGCUGAACAUUUUGAUAUUUUGAAGAAUGUUGGUAAUCAAACAGAUGACGAUAGCCAUUGACUUCCAUAGUAGGAAAAAAAAAUACUAUGGCUACCGUCAUCUGUUUGGUUACCAACAUUCUUCAAAAUAUCUUCUUUUGUGUUCAAAUGAAGAAAGAAAUUCAUACAGGUUUGGAACAACUUUAGGGUGACUAAAUGAUGACAGAAUUUUCAUUUUUGGGUGAACUUUCACUUUAAAGCUUUUCUUGUGCCUGAAAUGUUUUUUAUAAAAACUGAGAAAAAAAAUGAACAAAAAUAUAGCUAUAAACUUAACACCCAUUUUUUUAUUGAUUAAUAAAAGUGAAAAAUACA
Ctenopharyngodon idella (grass carp) is the source of this 2612-nucleotide messenger RNA. RefSeq lists its product as uncharacterized. NCBI's taxonomy places the organism in Eukaryota, Metazoa, Chordata, Actinopteri, Cypriniformes, Xenocyprididae. Bases 258 to 1124 code for a protein of 288 amino acids. The transcript has 5 exons. The record is from RefSeq and is a predicted model, not a curated record.